AAACAUUGCACCGUGUGAAUCAGAUUGGUAAGUCUUGCAUGCCUGUGCGACUGAACAAGACACCUUGGGAAAUUGAUUUUCGAAUUGUUUUGAAAGUAAUUGAACACAAGGGUCUUGAUAAAAGGAACAACAUAUGUAAUUGGAGUGAACAUUUGUGCACAGUUAUGUCAUUCCUUGUGAAUAUAGACAGUUUCCCGCCCUAUAAGAGGAAAAAGUUCGAGGACGAUAAACGACAUCCUCAGCCUAGGAAUAAAUAUGAAGAUGUAAUUGUAAUUGGAUACCACAGUAAGCUGUUUCGCGACGAUGCUAUGGCACAAUACAUUGAAGAUGGAAAGCAUUUGAUCCCAUGGAUGGGCGAUGAGUCUCUACUUAUUGACAGGUAUGAUUGCAGAGGCCAUCUUUAUUCUCGUGAUGAGUUUGAAUGGAAAAGCAGCCAGUUAACAAUGCAGUUGUCCUCAGAGGAAGAGCAAAUUGAAAAAGCUUGUGAUGAAGAGCGGUACAUGGGUAUUCAUAAAGAUGUUGAGGAAGAAAAUUUUUUGGAAGAGGAGGAAGAGAAGAGACUAAGCAUUGCCACUGACCCAGCUUCUGCGGCCUAUCGCAAUGUUGGUUUUAGCUACCAGUCAACAAAUCAUGAUGGCAGCAAAGAAUAUGACCCAAAUGAUUGUUUCAAAGAUGACUCUGAUGAAGAGAAUGGCAUUGCUGAAAAUAUAGCCAAAAUUUCAAGGGUGAAAAAUGAAGGAAAACUAAUCACUCUGGGCGGAAAACUGGCUCAGCCAAGUGCCAAACCGGUUAUAAAAGAAACAGAGGCUGUUGGUGUCUAUAUAAAACCAGUUAAUCUGGAAAUUCCAAGUGGAAUCGAUGUGCCGGAUAGUCAGAAGUCUCAUUCGAUAAUCGAAAAGACAGCAUUGUUUAUCAGCAAGCAAGGGACACAGAUGGAAAUCGUCUUGAAAGCAAAACAAGCAGGGAAUCCCCAGUUUGAUUUUCUCAACUACGGUAACUGGUUGAACCCAUACUACAAGCUGAUACUGCAAAAGAUAAAAGAUGGAGGCUACACGGUUGAACCAGCCACUACGCAGGAGUCAUCGAAUCAAUCCGAUAACGCACAACCCACAGUUUCCUCUUCAAGCGAUGGUGAGGGCUCUGAUGACGACGAAUAUAUCCACCCACUUUUGCAAGCACAUCGCAGGCCUAUUAAGACCACAGCUGAACCGACUAAAUCACAACAAACCGUUUCUGAAUCCCACCAACAACAAACCCGCCACAUUCCCGCUUCCUUAUCGUAUGAGACCACAGGGAUACAAACAGUGCUACCUCCAAACACUUAUUCAGAUGCUGUUGCCGUGUACAUGGCGCGAAAAUACAGAAAUAAGAGGCAUGACACGCCUAGUCCGAAGAAAAAUAAUGAUAAUAACGAGGAUCAAGAAGCAGCGGACGAGCACUGGGCUGAUGAUCUAGAAGAAGACCAAAGUAAUGCAGUGAUAAAUGCCCAAAAUCUCGCCUACUUCAAUCAGAUGCAGUUAGAACUCGCCCAGCUUCACCCAGCUUACAUGAUGACAUCACUUGUUCCUCCUCCGCCGCCACCCGGACAAGAAGAACAACCUGGUACUGCUGAACCAAAUCCAUCCAUUUAUGCAAUGCAGCUACCACCGCCCCCGCCUCCUCCUGGAUGCUCAGAAAGUGGAAUCGAGGACAGAUCAUUUGCUAAUCAGCAACAACAGCAACAUCACAUCGUGCCUCCGCCACCAGAUCUCAAAGUAGUGGUUGACAAACUGGCUGACUAUGUUUCUAGAAACGGAGAGACAUUCGAGGAGCAGGUGAAGAAGAAGAAGGACUUUGAUUUUUUAAAGUCUGAUAACAUUUAUUAUCCGUAUUACCUGUACAAAAAGCAACAAUGUAUUCUGGAAGUUUCAGUGACGAAGGCUCAGAAGAAAAAGGAGGAAGAAGAAAAAGCUACCAAACCGCUUAGCUUUGCUUUGAAAACUAAAAAGGUGACAAAAGCACCAGUUGUCAAGUCGAAGGCAGUGGAAAUAUUCAAAAAAGCAGAGGAAGAAGCAGAGAGUGACGAAGAUAUGGAGGAGGUUGCGACAGAUUUAGAUGGAUAUAGGCCAAAUUUUGUGAAGAAAAAGGAAGAGAGCAAAGAAAAUGAGCCCAGUAUGGAAGAGAAAGCAAAAGACACCAUGGAGAAAGCCAAGAGAAUGAUUGCUGAGGCACAGAAGAGGCAAAAAGAGCUGCAGCAACAAUGCAGCUCCUCCGAAGUUUCAGCAAGAAAUUCAGAAGGGGUUAACCCAGAGAAGCAGGCCCAGAUGGAAAGGCGUAGGAAAGCAGCUGCAUUUAUUGGGAUGUUGAAGCAAUCCAAUUCAUCAGAUCAUUCAUCAAGCAGCAGUGACGAUGAAAGUGGCCAUUCUUCAAGCGACAGCAAUGAGUCUGACAACGAGGCCCAUCCAAAAAGGCAUUUUCAGGAAAGAAGGAAUAGUGAUGAUUAAAGUUGCACCUCCAUGGCCAAAACGCAGUAUCUGAUGGUAAUGAUGAAUUUUCAGUCAACAAAGGGCAGUGCUGGUUCACAACUUCACCCCAGUCCAAACAGUGAUGAAGCCAUCCUCUCGACCGUGAUUGACCUCACUCGAGGCUUUAUGUGAACAGUAAAUGGUCUGCCGAUAAAUUGCUGCCAGGGAAUAUGCGAGUCUGUUUGCCAAAGAUGGUUGUAAGGGGAAGAAUUAAGAAGGAACCAAGGUGGCUGAGGAUUCUAUGGAAUACAAAGACAGGUCAUUCUGCUUUCAGACUGUAGUUUUCAUUAAUUAUUGUCUUGCUCUAUUGAUCCAUCAAAUAGGUAAAUACCUACCACAAAGGUUACAGUACUGAUGGAUUUCUCAUAUUCCAUUUGUUUUUCGUCAGUUCAUUGGUUGUUUAUAUCAUGGAUUAGAUUAAAGGAUUCAAGAUUUGUCAAGAGAUUCAAAAAGACCUAGAAAAUUGCUAGAAAAUCGAAAAAGAAACUCGAGGUAAUUUGAAAGACCAUAUAAUAUGUCUACUUAAAAUCACCAUUUCUAUAUUUUACUUUAUGAAAAUAAAUGUUUUCUGAAAAUUGAUAAUGCUUGGUAGCAAUGGCGAUUAAUAUCUAGAA
Molecule: messenger RNA, 3118 nt
Organism: Rhopilema esculentum
Lineage: Eukaryota; Metazoa; Cnidaria; Scyphozoa; Rhizostomeae; Rhizostomatidae
Biological process (GO): mRNA 5'-splice site recognition; RNA processing
Molecular function (GO): RNA binding
Source: RefSeq, a predicted model, not a curated record